AAAAAAAAAGUGACCACAAAAACAAUAGCUUGCACAAGUUUAAAGAUUAGAUCUGAUGCGGUUGUUUGGGUUUAUUAUAGAUGAGUAAAUGAACAUAUGCUUUCUCAUGUCAGAAACAUAUUUAAGAAUACUUCACCUGAGGCUCUCAAAGUAUUUUUGCAAUCAGUCCGAUCUGUCUUUACAGUAGCUACUCCCUCUCUCCGUCUCUCUCUCUCUCUUUCACCAACACACCUCCCACCUGCUCUGUCUCUCCCCCUCGCUCGCUUUCCUCGCACUUUUCCCUCAGCUACCCAAGAUGGCGGCAGCCUCAUCCAUUCAGCCGCCGAGCGUUCACUCUUCUCUCGCCCGGGAUAGCGCACUUUCCCCGGAGAUGGACAGCCCCGAGAGCCGACAGCCGGAGGAUGAGGAGACGGCGGCAGCGCAGCCCUCCGAGUCCGGGAUUUGCCUCCGCGACCUGCCGGACCUGGAGCCGGACGAGAUCGAGAGGAGGCUCGCCAAAACUCGCCAGGAGCUGAGCAACAGGAGGAAAAUCCUCAUUAAGAACCUGCCGUCGGACACCACCAACCAGGAAGUUCAUGAAAUUCUGAAAGAAUAUGAACUCAAGUACUGCUUCGUGGACCGCAACAAAGGCACAGCCUUUGUGACUUUGCUGAACGGGGACCAGGCUCAGGAUGCCAUCCGCUCCCUCCACCACAGCACUGUCCGCGGACGCUUGAUCAACGUCACCCUGCAGCCCACCGACUCCCUGCUCUGCCUCACCAACCUGCCGCACACCUUCACCGCCCAGCAGUUUGAGGAGCUGGUGCGCUCGUACGGAAACAUCGAGCGCUCCUUCCUGGUGUACAGCGAGCUGACGGGACACUCCAAGGGAUACGGGUUUGUUGAAUACAUGAAGAAAGACUCCGCUUCGCGGGCCCGCUCGGAGCUGCUGGGUCGACCAAUGGGGGAUCGCUCGCUGAUGGUGCAGUGGAUGGACGUCAACCAGCUGAGCCAGGAGGAGAACCUGCACUCCAAGUGUCUGUGCGUGGACCGACUCCCGCUGGACCUCUGCGACUCCGAAGAACUGACGCAGCUCUUCUCUGAAACGUACAAACCUGUCUUCUGCCAGCUCGCUCAGGAUGAGGGCAGCCCGGUGCGAGGCUUCGGCGUGGUGGAAUACGAGAGCGCCGAGCAAGCGGAGGCCGUGCUGAUAGAGAUGGACCGAACACUGGUGGGUGGACAGGAGGUCCGUCUGUCACUCUGUACCCCCGGCACCUCAGGGAGAAGCACCUUGGCUGCGCUCAUUGCUGCCCAGGGUAUGAUUCUGAGCAAUAGGAAAGGUUUGCUACCAGAACCAAACCUGGCCCAGCUGCUGACCAGUAUGACCAACCCGGCCGCCCUGCAGAUCCUCAUGAGACCGUACCACACUGGGAAGAGAGGAGGAAAGUACGGGCGUCACGCCAGCCUCCCGUUCCUCAGACCUCCCCUCACAACAGCUCUCCUCACGUUGGGAAAAGCACACCAGAGUGCUAUGCUCGGUAAUGGCCUAGUCCUCCAGAACCUUUUGCACAUGCAGCUCGCGCAGCAGCAGCUUCUACACAUCAAAGACAAACGCAUCAGCAGCGUCUCCAGUCUGCUCGGGGACCCGUCCAGGCUGCUGAUGCAGAAAGCGCUGUCUCUGCGGCCCCCGGGGCUUGUGCCACUGGGGAAAGGCCUCCUGGGAGACUCCCCUACAGAGCUGGGACAGGAGUCGGUGCCGGCGUCCACCCACAACGCCGCAGUGGUGGCCACAGCAGCAGGUGUGAUGCCGUACCUCCACGGUCGAGCAGCAGGAGCAGGAGGAGGAGACCAAAACAGCGCCCACUCAGCGUCCGCAGCCCCUGCUGCUUCCUCCGCCUCUUGCCCCUCCUCUUCCUCCUCCUCCUCCACCUCCUACGACAGGCAGCCGGCGCCCCCUGGGACGAUGGUGAGCUCGCAGCUGCAGGGACAGACCUAUGCCUUGGGUAUAAGUAACUCAGGCCUUGGCCCGCCUCCACCGAAACCCCCUGGAGGAGUUUAUGCUUCAGCAGGCCAGCACAACAGCUCAGAUGGCUGCCCCUUGGCUAGCAUGGUAAACAGCGGGCAGAGUUCUUUGUUGGGCGAUCCUCCUAAAGAAGUCCGCCUGCCCUCUAAUCCCUACCUAAACCUCGCCAGCGUAAUGCCAGGGGUAGUUCUGCAAGGGUCAGUGGGAAGCAAAGCCCAGGCAGGACCGCCCGGCUCUGGGGUGUACGGCGGCUCAGUUGCUCCCGUGGCCUCCCAGAGCGCCGGCUCCUUCUCCCACAGUGCGGCCGCUACAACCACUGCCCCAUACAGCACUGAUACCCCCGCUGACUACAGCCAAUACAACCAGGCCUACUCACAGGAGGCCAUGCAGCAGUGGUAUCAGCACUACCAAGCAGCACAAGUCCAGAGCUACAGCACAGCUGCUCCACAGGACGCCACGGCUGUAGACUACAGCAAGGAGCACACACAGGCUCCAGCAGCUAAUACCUACGGGUAUUACAGCUCCUACAUGCAGGCCGUCAGUCAGUACUACUCUCAACCUGCAACAGCCAACCAGGCUUAUGCCAGCAAGGAGGUGGAUGUGUGUAAGCCUCUAGGUGUGUCUCUGCACGCGGUCAGCAACAGCGCGGCUCCUGCCCCGGCCGUCCUGCCAGCUGCUGCCGUGCUCCCAGCCUACAGCACCCUGCCUUUAAUGCCCGGCUUCCUCGGGGCGCCACACCCGGCGGCAGCAGCGGCGGCGGCGGCGGCGGCCACACCGUGUCCAGUCACACAUGCACACACGGCCUCCCCCGAAUGGAACACCUACUACUACAACCAGACGAGGGGUCACAAGAGGGAGUAUCCUCAGCUGGCCGUGCAGGAAGUGCCAUCAUCGGACGGUGCCUACAUCGGGCAGCACUCCCAGGGCCUGGGGGGGCAGUACGCCGACUACUUCAAGAGGAAGCGUCUCUAAUACGAACCAAACCACCUUAAAGCCUAAAGCUUAGGGGGGAGGGGAGGCACAAACUGCUGGAUGUGCUCUGGAUGUUACAGCUCCCUCUAGUGGCCUUUCUGUGGCUGCCAUGUUGCAUCCCUACAAGUAGGUACCGCGUUUAGUAGAAUCAGGGCUGCAAGUGGCUCAAGUGAAAGCAAGCCAUAGUGCUCUUUGAUCUUGGCACGUAAUACACACACACACACACACACACACACACACACACACACACACACUUAUAUUCACAGUGUUGCUUUUGUCCUGUUCAAGCCUUAACUCUUUAACUUAAACUGUUGUUUCUUAGUCAGCGUGUUAACUGUACUUAACUAAUAUAAUCUUGUAAAUUUUUUUCUAAAAUGAUGUAAACUAAAGUAUAUUCUAUCUGUAAGCUGCUUUUGUAUCUGCAAGCAGGCACCGCGUCAGCCUGCAGAAACUGUCUUAGGACCGGUCUUACAGUCAGGUCUCUCCCUUUUUCUUUUUUCUUUUUUUUUUUUCUGAAGACUAGACGUGUCUGUCUGUUGCACACUCAACACUUUGAUUCGUCAGUCAGACUGACACCUGUUUGCUCCCGCUGAACUGUCGUCACCCUUUUUCCUUUUUGUUGCCCCCGGUUCCUCUUUUAAAAACAUCCCCGCCGGGAGUUAGUUCAUUCCUGUUUCUGUUUCCGUUUCUGUACCUGCGUGUGUCGUUAUGCUGUAUCUGUAGGAAGUGUCAGCCAUUUCAGUCCCUUUUGGGAGUACAUCAGGAAAAACAAAAUAAAUAAAAGGGCCUGAACUAAUCAAAACCCUUAAUUGUGAUAUGACCUACAAUAGCUUCCCUUAAUAAAUGGACCUUUCUUAUAAAGAUGGGACGGAAUUAAAUAAAAAAAAAAAGCUGGUGUAAAUACUGCAGUGUAGUUCAGAAUAUAUGAAGCCAUGCGUAUCAGACAAUAUCAUACCUGACUGACAUUUGUAAGCUCCUUUGUGGGUGUAUUGUACAACACAAAUGUAUUAAAUGUUUUUUUUUUCAAUCUAUACUGUUAUAUAUUUGUAAUAUAAUAAUAUUCCAAGGCAAUUUAUUAAUAUUGAAUCGAAAUGUAUUGACUUAAAUGUAGUUAUUUGGUUUGGUUUUCUAACAUUUAAGCCAAAUAUUUGAGCUCUUCUCUCUUCUUCUCUUCAGUAUUUCUCAAAGUUUUGUUGGAUCUGUAAUAGGAGCUUUACUCCCAUACCCAGCUGCCAUUUCACACAGGGUUCUCGACGUCAUGCUAAGUCAGAGAGAGGGUUUUGAUUUGUGUGUUUGCACCGCAAAAGUCACAAAAUAAAGUCACUCGGUAACCAAAAAA
Messenger RNA from Mugil cephalus (flathead mullet), 4313 nucleotides. It is a transcript of the gene raver2, whose product is annotated as ribonucleoprotein, PTB-binding 2. The coding region runs from base 296 to 2974 and encodes 892 amino acids. The record is from RefSeq and is a predicted model, not a curated record. Gene Ontology annotation, cellular component: cytosol. Lineage: Eukaryota; Metazoa; Chordata; Actinopteri; Mugiliformes; Mugilidae. The transcript has 16 exons. Gene Ontology annotation, molecular function: mRNA binding.